AUGAUUGACAAUAACACUACAACUACAGUCAACUUUAUACAAACAUCAAAAUCACUUAGUGAUGAUCUUGCUUUUGUAUCACAAAAUAUUCUUAUUUAUUUACCAUUAAUCUUUUUCAUCUUUGGUUUUAUUGGAUUUAUUGGAAAUGUUUUCACUUAUCUUCAACCUCAACUUCGUUCAAAUACUUGUUGUAUUUAUUCAUUGUGUGGUUCAUUCAUUGAUAUUAUCAAUCUUUCUAUUAAUUCAUUUCCAACUUAUUUUUUAGCUAAGUAUGGAAUUUAUAUACCAUGGUAUUUAUCAUUAACUCCUUGCAAACUCAAUACCUUUAUCUUGGUGUUUUUUCCACAUUUAUCAAUAAAUUUUCUAUGCAUGGCUAUUAUCGAUCGAUUUGCCAUAACCUGUGAUUAUACAUCAUCCAUUCGUCGAAUAACUCAACUUCGAAUGGUACCAUGGAUGAUUGGCUUGACUGUUCUGACCAGUUGUCUUUUUUCAUUGUAUGCUCCUAUUAAUUAUGAUGCUCUCUUUGGAUUUUUAUGUAUAUCAACACAACCGAUGUUAACAAGUAUUUCAUAUAUUAUUCUUAUUGGUUUAGUUUCACCAAUAAUAAUGAUAAUAUUUGUUUUACUUACUUAUCGAAAUGUUCGUCGAAGUCGUGGAAGAGUCGGUGACGUAGUUCAAAAAAACCGACCAAAUCUUCGAAAUCAAUUUAUUGUAACAAUAUUUGCACAAAUUCUAGUAACAAGUUUCAUUACAUUACAAUGGAUUAUAAUGUAUACGUAUUUUACAUUUACUCCAAUUGCUACGGAAGAUCCUGUAGAUUUAUCGAUUAUUAUCUUUGUUUUUGGUCUUAGUAAUAAUUUAUAUUAUUUAAAUAAUGUUAAAGCAUUUUAUAUUUCAAUAUUAACAUCUCGUGUAGUUAGAAAAGAAUUUGUCAGUGGUUUGAACAAUUUAUAUCGUCGUUAUAUAAGAUAA
Messenger RNA from Adineta steineri, 972 nucleotides. The record is from the annotation of a GenBank genome assembly. Lineage: Eukaryota; Metazoa; Rotifera; Eurotatoria; Adinetida; Adinetidae.